AACGUCUUAAAAGGGAAUAUUGCAAUAGGUACUCGUAUAGCGUGAAAACUUUCCGUCUUCUCUAUUUGGCUUAAAAGUUACCAUCUAUUAUACGAAAAUCUUAUUUUAUACUCGUUGUUUGUUCAACAAAUUGAUGCGAAAUGGCAGGCUUACCUAGAAGGAUAAUCAAGGAAACUCAACGUUUGAUGGCUGAGCCUGUCCCAGGCAUUAGUGCAGUUCCAGAUGAACAAAAUGCUCGUUAUUUCCAUGUUGUGGUUGCAGGUCCAGAAGGUUCUCCAUUUGAAGGUGGUGUUUUCAAAUUGGAACUAUUUUUGCCUGAAGAGUACCCAAUGUCUGCACCUAAAGUGCGAUUCAUGACAAAGAUUUAUCACCCUAAUAUUGAUAAACUUGGCCGAAUUUGUCUUGAUAUUUUGAAAGAUAAAUGGAGUCCAGCUUUGCAAAUUCGAACAGUGCUGUUGUCGAUUCAAGCUCUAUUGAGUGCGCCCAAUCCCGAUGAUCCAUUGGCCAAUGAUGUUGCUGAGUUGUGGAAAGUCAACGAGGUAGAAGCUAUUCGUAAUGCUCGAGAAUGGACCAGAACUUAUGCUAUGGGAAACAUAUGAAACCUGGAUCUGUGGAAGGAAAAAGAGUAAAAUUGUCAAUCCGUUACCGAGAAAUUGUGUUUGAAUUUAGAUUAUUUUGCUUUCUUUUGUUCCUCGUCCAUCAGCCUUUGUCGACUGAUUCCCCUCCCUUCAAUUGGUUGAACUGUCCCCGAUGGUGAUCAGCCAAAAAACUACAUUUUGCUCGUUCUUAUAUCCCAAUCUUCUUUUGUUUGCUCGUCAAAAGUUCUAUCGACGGUUCAUUCCAAUUCACGCGUCGCUAAAAUGAUCGUCGAUAGCCUACACUUUUUACCGUUUAGUACCACGAGUACCUCAAAAGGAUACUAAAGAAUAAUAAAAAUGCCGUCACCCGUGGAA
Molecule: messenger RNA, 953 nt
Organism: Daphnia pulicaria
Lineage: Eukaryota; Metazoa; Arthropoda; Branchiopoda; Diplostraca; Daphniidae
Product: ubiquitin-conjugating enzyme E2 N
Exons: 4
Coding region: 141-599 (152 amino acids)
Source: RefSeq, a predicted model, not a curated record